Molecule: messenger RNA, 2310 nt
Organism: Anguilla anguilla (European eel)
Lineage: Eukaryota; Metazoa; Chordata; Actinopteri; Anguilliformes; Anguillidae
Product: casein kinase I
Exons: 9
Coding region: 437-1651 (404 amino acids)
Biological process (GO): peptidyl-serine phosphorylation; signal transduction; positive regulation of proteasomal ubiquitin-dependent protein catabolic process
Cellular component (GO): spindle microtubule; nucleus; cytoplasm
Molecular function (GO): protein serine/threonine kinase activity; ATP binding
Source: RefSeq, a predicted model, not a curated record
GUGAUGUCACGGGACUGUGCCAGACAAGUGUAAUAUUGAAGGAAGAGGACAGUGGAGAGAGUUAGGGAAUGUUUGUUGAAGAUAUCCUUUAAAAUCCGGGUCCAUCGUCUUCUCGUUUUGGGGGAAUGCUGUCCAAAACGAUAGGAACAUAAUCUUCACAGUUCAGGCUGCAAGAUAAGCCCCAUAUUGUUGUAUUCUAGAAAUCCGGGUGUUAGAUAAGGGAUGGUGAAAGUUUGAUUGGAGGAAUAAUAUUAGUAUCUUGGGCUAACCUGAGGGAGAGCGACGAAAACGGUAUUUAUUGUGGGAAUUGUAAAUUCACUGGUUAAUAGUACGUAUAGCGUUAGUACCCAGUGCCUAUAUAAAAUACGGUUUACAAUUUUUGAAACACACAGAGACAGCUGGCUUGUAAGCUAGCUAAGAAAAAUAAAUAUAAACCAUGGAACUCCGAGUCGGAAACCGAUACAGACUGGGCAGAAAAAUUGGAAGUGGAUCUUUCGGUGAUAUUUAUUUGGGUACAGACAUCUCCGUGGGGGAGGAAGUGGCCAUCAAGUUGGAAUGUGUGAAGACCAAACACCCCCAGCUCCACAUCGAGAGCAAGAUCUACAAGAUGAUGCAGGGAGGAGUGGGCAUUCCCACCAUUAAGUGGUGCGGGGCGGAGGGGGACUACAACGUGAUGGUGAUGGAGCUGCUGGGGCCCAGCCUGGAGGACCUCUUCAACUUCUGCUCCCGCAAGUUCAGCCUGAAGACCGUCCUGCUGCUCGCUGACCAGAUGAUCAGCCGCAUAGAGUACAUCCACUCCAAGAACUUCAUCCACCGAGACGUCAAGCCCGACAACUUCCUGAUGGGCCUGGGGAAGAAGGGCAACCUGGUCUACAUCAUCGACUUCGGGCUGGCCAAGAAGUACCGCGACGCCCGCACCCACCAGCACAUCCCCUACCGCGAGAACAAGAACCUGACCGGCACCGCCCGCUACGCCUCCAUCAACACCCACCUGGGCAUAGAGCAGUCGCGGCGUGACGACCUGGAGUCUCUGGGCUACGUGCUGAUGUACUUCAACCUGGGCUCCCUGCCCUGGCAGGGCCUCAAGGCCGCCACCAAGAGGCAGAAGUACGAGCGCAUCAGCGAGAAGAAGAUGUCCACCCCCAUCGAGGUGCUCUGCAAGGGCUACCCCUCCGAAUUCGCCACGUACCUCAACUUCUGCCGCUCCCUGCGGUUCGACGACAAGCCCGACUACUCGUACCUGCGCCAGCUCUUCCGCAACCUGUUCCACCGACAGGGCUUCUCCUACGACUACGUGUUCGACUGGAACAUGCUGAAGUUUGGUGCUAACAGAGUGGCGGAGGACGCUGAGCGGGAGCGGAGGGACCGGGAGGAGCGGAUGAGGCACAGCAGGAACCCCGGAGCCCGGGGCCUCCCCACCGCCUCGGGACGUCCCAGAGGAGCGCAGGACGCCACCCCACCCGCACCCCUCACCCCUACCUCACACACCGCCAACACCUCGCCCCGCGCCGUGUCCGGGGCGGAGCGCGAACGCAAGGUCAGCAUGCGGCUCCACCGCGGAGCCCCCGUCAACGUCUCCUCCUCCGAUCUGACGGGCCGCCAGGACCCCUCCCGCAUGUCCACGUCACAGUGGGCCAGAUCCAUCUACUGACCUCACCUGGACCAAAAGAUGGAUAUGUACUGACACCUCAACAUGUUUACUGCUCUACCGUUUCUUCUGAAGCUGGGUAUUGAAACUCUAUCUUGGGGACUGGGGGGUGUAUGCUGGUCUUUACCGUGUCUUGAAAUUGUCAAAUAGUGACUCCUGCGCUAAAUUAUUUCCCACAAUGCAUUUCAGUAACAUAAAAGGAACACAAGCAGCCUUCAGCUGUGCUGAAAAUGCCAAAUGGAGGGUGACGCCAGACUAAGGAAUUUAAAUAAAAGUUUGGACAAAAAUUAGAGGCGUGCUGGGCCUCCAGUAGCUGACGUGCACGCUGAAACUGAAGUUCACUGCUGCUCUGCGGGAUGUGUGCAGUGAUCUAGUCAGGGGUUGCUGUCCCGGGGGAGGGAGGGGUGGAGGGGGUCUGAAUAUUGGGAAGGGAGAUGGAGCGCUCUGGGUGACGUUUGCUGUGGCCAGCGUGUCCGCCUGCAUGUUUUGGUAAUCCAACCCCUGGUGUUCUGGACACGGCUGCUUUGGCACGCCUGCCCUGCUCAGUUUGAGCAGAAUUAAAAUUGUACUGUAACGCUGCAAGAACUGCGAGAAAUCUUUCACUGACAUCACUGCACUGUACUAUUGUACAAGCUUAAAAAAAGAGCAGGCAUUCUGAGGUU